This is a messenger RNA of Eimeria acervulina, 378 nucleotides long. RefSeq lists its product as hypothetical. NCBI's taxonomy places the organism in Eukaryota, Apicomplexa, Conoidasida, Eucoccidiorida, Eimeriidae. The transcript is spliced from 5 exons. The record is from RefSeq and is a predicted model, not a curated record. The coding region runs from base 1 to 378 and encodes 125 amino acids.
AUGCUACGCGAACAGCGCCUCGCGCCGUUGCUGCUGCUGCUGCUGCUGCUGCUGGCGCUUGGAAGCAGCAACAACCUCAGCAGCAACAGCAACAUCAGCAGCAACUUCAGCAGCAGCAGCAGCAGCAGCACGGGGCUUAUUACUGGAGCCAGUGCAGAGGGUCUUAGAGGGAUGCACCCCUUUGCAGAAGCCGGCGCACCUACCCGACGGCUGCAAGCGGGUAUCAGCAUCGAUGAUCAGGACAGAGCCCAGAAAGGGUUUAUUGUUAUCUGGAUGAGCAUAACUUUGGUGUUUGUGUUGGUGCUGGGGAUUUGGGUGGUCUUGAAGAUAGCAGAUGUGACGGACCCGCUGCUGCACACCAAAUUUCUAUCGUCUUGA